AUGGGCGACCCACUUCUAAGUAGAGUCCUACAAGCGUGCUGUUUACUGCUCGCCGUCUUUCAAGCAGUCCACGCUGCUCAACGCGAUUCACCGCUCUCAACCGACAAUGGCGCCAACGUGACUCGUCGCAUGGCCCUGGUGGGUCGACUACCUCGUUCGGCAGCUCCCCUAGCCGCGCCUCUCGGCUCGGGCUUCUGGUCCGUCAAGGGCAACCAGUUCGUCGACGCGUACGGCCGCGUGGUGCGCUUCUCGGGGCUGAUGUGGUCGGGGUUCGAGUCGGACGUGGCGGUGGUGCAGGGGCUGUGGGCGCGCAGCUACCAGUCGCACCUCGACCAGAUGCGCCAGCUCGGCUUUAACGCCAUCCGCCUGCCCUUCGCGGGAGACGCGCUCGAGCCCAGCUGCUCCCCCAAGAGCAUCGACUACGGCAAGAACCCCGAUCUGCAGGGCCUCAACUCGCUUCAAGUCAUGGAUAAGAUCAUUGCCGCGGCGGGCAAGCGAGGCAUGAAGGUUAUCUUGGAUUACCAUCAACACCACCUGCUGCUGAAUCUUCCCACGGAGGGCCUGUGGUAUGACCCCACCACGCCCCCGAGGAAGUGGCUGCAGCGAUGGAUCAUGCUCGCGAAACGGUACCGUGGUAACCCGACGGUCAUCGGCGCGGAUCUGCUGAACGAGCCGCACUUCAACGGGAACACCGCGCCGUUCCCCUCGCCGUACUGGGACGUGGAGGGCAAAUACGAGAAUCCUCCGCUCAACUUCCGCACCGCCACCAAAAUUGUGGCGGCGGCGAUUCAGCGCGCGAACCCGGACUGGAUCAUCUUCCUGGAGGGCAUGCACAACGACUACUGGUGGGGCGGCAACUGCCGCGUGCUCAUGAAGGCGCCGCUAAAGCUCACCGUGCCCAAUAAGCUUGCAUACACCGCUCACGAGUACGGCCCCUUCGUCUACUUUCAAAAGUUUUUCAACAAGACCGUCACGCCGAGUUUUCCGAAGAACCUGCCCGGGUUGUACAACCAUCAUUGGGGCUUUAUUCAAAAGAAGGGGUACGCGCCGGUGUGGGUGGGUGAGUUCGGGUCGAAGCUGCCGCCUCCGGAUUCGGAGCUGAACCGAGUGGAACGGACGGUGUUCUUCACGCUGAUCAAGUACAUGAAGGCGCUCAAGGUGUCGUGGACGUUCGCGUUCUGGGGCCCGCUUAGCAAGGACACUGGAGGGAUUCUUAACGACGACUGGUACACUGUGAGGCAAGACAAGCUAGAUGCCCUCAAGCCUAUCAUGUAUCCUAAUUUUGCGUAG
This is a messenger RNA of Closterium sp. Naga37s-1, 1290 nucleotides long. NCBI's taxonomy places the organism in Eukaryota, Viridiplantae, Streptophyta, Zygnematophyceae, Desmidiales, Closteriaceae. The record is from the annotation of a GenBank genome assembly.